Molecule: messenger RNA, 1894 nt
Organism: Carya illinoinensis
Lineage: Eukaryota; Viridiplantae; Streptophyta; Magnoliopsida; Fagales; Juglandaceae
Product: UPF0481 protein At3g47200-like
Exons: 2
Coding region: 444-1748 (434 amino acids)
Source: RefSeq, a predicted model, not a curated record
UUCGGUUCAUAUUACAAGAACUGUGACUUUACUGUGCUCAAUACUUGAAUUUGCUUUCAAGUAAACAAGUUUAGCUUUACUUUGAACAAGCCAUAUGCUUUCUGUCGGAGUUUCUGAUUCUUUUUUCAAAGCCUGCUUCUCUGUUUCUUCCUUUCUGUUCGUUAUAUUUUUUAUAUUAGUUCUCUUUAUCAAACUCCUCAAGUCAUCUUGGAUUCCAAUCAAUUCUCUGGGUGUUUUUAACGAGUUUUUGGAGAUGAAUAGAUUCUUGGGUUCCCGGUGCUCUGAAGUGGGUCAAUAAAUAUGUAGGGAUGCCAAUGCAGAUGAUGCAAUUCUUCUUCAUUGGUAUUGCCAUUCAAGAAGCCUGAUAUCUCUUCCACUUCCAGUAUUCUUUGGAACCACCAAGCCCCCAGCGAAGUUCUACAGAUACAUAUCUGCACUAAAAGAUGGACAACAGGCGACAGUCACAAACCAGGGACCAUGUUUCUGUUGAUGUCAAAGAGGAUGCUCUUGUAUCUUCUAUCAAAGACAAGAUGGAAACAGAAAGUACUUCAAUUAGCAUCUCCAGAGUCCUCGAUGAUCUUCGUAAAGGAAAUGAGGUUAUGUAUAUUCCUGAUAAAGUUUCCAUUGGCCCUUUCCACCAUGGAAACAUUCUUCUAAAAUCCAUGGAAGACAACAAGUGGCGAUAUAUGUCUGCACUCCUCAAUCGAAAGCCAAAUCUCGAGUUAAGGUUAGAUAGAUGUGUGGAAGUACUCAGAGGAUUGGAGCACAGAGCACGGUUAUCUUAUAAAGGUGGAGUCAGUCUCUCAACUGAUGAUUUCGUGCAGAUGAUGUUAGUUGAUGGCUGUUUCAUCAUAGAGCUAUUCUUAAAGUAUACCUUUAAGAAUCUAAGACACAGGAAUGAUCCUAUAUUUAGCAAACAUGGGAUGCUCUUUGACGUGAGGUGCAACAUGAUGUUACUUGAAAACCAGAUUCCCUAUUUCAUUCUCCAAAGGUUAUUUCAAAUUGUACCAAUUCCAAAAAAUUGUGGCCAGUCCCUCAAUGAGCUCGCCUUCCGAUUCUUCAAAAGGGUGAUCCCCGGAGAUCUGAAAGUUAUUCAGGAGAGAUUUAACCAUGAAGGGUAUCAUUUACUUGACUUGAUCCACCACUGUUUCCUUCCAACAUAUCCAAGAGUUCAACCAAAAGAAGGUGGAACCCGGCAGGACUUGGAUUGUGCAACAAACCUCAAAAAAGCAAGAAUUAGGUUCAAGAAGACUCGUACCAAAAGCUUGUUAGACAUCAAGUUUGUUAAUGGAGUCCUUGAAUUGCCUGGGUUAGAAGUCCUUACAUGUACAGAAACCCUUUUCCGGAACCUCAUUGCUCUUGAGCAGAGUCACUGUGAUAGCGCACAGCACAGCUUCACAUCUUAUGCCUUUCUGAUGGGUAGCCUUGUAUGCUCUGAGAAAGAUUUGAAGUUGCUUGGCAAACAACAGAUUCUCAUCUAUGAAAAGGACAAACGGAAAGAGGUUUCUGAACUAUUCAGGAAACUCUGCGUGGCUGCGAAACCGAUGGACUCCUAUUAUAGGGGGCUUUUUGAACAAGUGAAUGAGUUCAAAAGAACCCAUUGGCUUGGAUUUUGGCAGCGAUUGAAGCACAGCCAUCCAAAAUCUCCUGUUGCACUUGUGGUGUUCACCUUAGCCAUUAUGCUUAUUGUUCUCACCUUUGUUGGAGCAUUUUUUUCUGUACUCACAUUCUGUCUCCACCAUAUAUAGGGAAGAUGAGGAUCUUAUCCUCAAACAAAGUGAGAAAAUAAAAUCAUGAUUAUCUUCGGGAUCCAUCAAAUGUAGCAAAGAUGAUUUAAACACUGCAUUCUAUUGUAGCGAAGACAUUUUUUUUUUUUUUUUUUUUGCUGCACAGA